This is a messenger RNA of Episyrphus balteatus (marmalade hoverfly), 1282 nucleotides long. RefSeq names its product neuronal calcium sensor 2. Gene Ontology annotation, molecular function: calcium ion binding. The record is from RefSeq and is a predicted model, not a curated record. The transcript has 6 exons. The coding region runs from base 188 to 748 and encodes 186 amino acids. Lineage: Eukaryota; Metazoa; Arthropoda; Insecta; Diptera; Syrphidae.
UUAUGGAAUUCACAAUUUUUCAUUAAUCCUUGCGCAUGGAAAAUAGCUUUUACUUUCAUGUAGCCCGAGCUUUGGUAAUUCGCAUGCAGUUUCUCCUCUACGUAACACUCUUAAAGCUCAAGGCAAUUCAUUAUUGUCUUAUAUUUUAACCAAGCUGAGAGGAAGACGUUAUAAAGUAGUUAAAACAAUGGGGUGUUUUAGCAGUAAAGAUCGUUUAACAAAAGAAGACAUGGAUUUCUUAAAAUCACACACUCGCUACGAUGAAGCAACAAUUAAAGAGUGGUAUAAAGGUUUUAAGCAAGAUUGCCCAAAUGGCCGCCUAACACCAGCUAAAUUUGUCGAUAUGUAUAAAAUGUUUUUCCCAUCAGGAAACGCAGAAGAAUUUUGUGAUCAUGUUUUUCGAACGUUUGACAUGGACAAAAAUGGUUACAUAGACUUUAAAGAAUUUCUGUUGGCAAUCGAUGUAACCUCGAGUGGUACACCCGAAGAGAAAUUGAAAUGGGCAUUCCGAAUGUAUGAUGUUGACGGAAAUGGUGUUAUUGAUAUUCAAGAGAUGACUAAAAUUGUACAGGCAAUAUACGACAUGUUAGGGGCUUGUUCUUCAAACCGUCCGGCGGAUUCAGCUGAGGAAAGAGCAAAAAAUAUUUUUGCUAAAAUGGAUGAAAACAAUGAUGGCCAAUUAACUCAAGAAGAAUUUCUAAAAGGAUGCUUACAGGAUGAAGAACUAUCAAAAAUGCUGGCACCAUAAAACUAUUUUAUAUUAGUAAUAAUUAAUAAGUCACAAAAAAUGCACAAAUGCGAAUCUUAUCAUAUCAAUGUUUGUGCGUAUAUUAUUACAUAGCUAUCAACUUAAAUAUUUUUAAUACAUUUUGUAAUGUAUCAUGUUUUUAUACUAUCUUUAUAUUCGAUUUAAUUGGGAUACAAGUUUAAAAAACAAAACCAAACAAAACAAAAAAACAAUCUUUAACAAAAACAAAAAACAAAAAAAUAAUAAUACUACUUUUCGAACAAACAUCAUUUCAGACGUAGCAACAGAUGUUACUUGAAUUCUGAAUAUUCUGGAAUUCCCGGGACGACUCAGCACAACAAGUAAAAGAUUUUGUACCAGGGCAAAGGGUUAAACCAAGACCAAAGGCUGUUUUGAAUAAGACAUCUCGGCAGCUAUGUGAAAUAAAAACAAAUAAACAAAAACAAAACAAAAAAACAUUUGUGGUACUCACGAUUCGAUUCAACAGGUUGUCAUAAUAAUUGCAGAAAUUAUAAUAAAAAUAAUAAAUUAUAA